Acipenser ruthenus (sterlet) is the source of this 5434-nucleotide messenger RNA. Its product is annotated as NAD(P) transhydrogenase, mitochondrial. Gene Ontology annotation, biological process: NADPH regeneration; proton transmembrane transport. The transcript has 22 exons. Gene Ontology annotation, cellular component: mitochondrial inner membrane. Bases 193 to 3447 code for a protein of 1084 amino acids. Gene Ontology annotation, molecular function: NAD binding; NADP binding. The record is from RefSeq and is a predicted model, not a curated record. NCBI's taxonomy places the organism in Eukaryota, Metazoa, Chordata, Actinopteri, Acipenseriformes, Acipenseridae.
UGUCCCCUAUGUGUGCUAAACCCUAAUCACGUGACAAGAAUGAAUAUGACCCAGCAGCAAUUGAAUUCGUUCCUGGAUUGAAGUUCAACUUCAUACAGCUUCGCCGCUGAAUCUCUCCUACCCGGCUUCCUAAAGGAGGAGGACGGUAAGGCAUAAAGAAGCAGCAGCUCUUGGUAGCCCGUCCUGUGUAUAAUGGCCAGCCUCCUGCGAGUGGUGGUCAGCAGCUGCUCGAGCCCAGUCUUCAGCAGGCUGUCUGUGAAGGUGCAGACGGUGAAGACUCCAUCUUCGCGGUUAUUCCGAACUCACCAGGCCCUCCGGUGCCAGAGCACUGUUAAUCCAGGCAUUCCUUAUAAGCAGCUAACAGUUGGGGUCCCCAAGGAGAUCUUUCAGAAUGAGAAGCGAGUGGCCCUGUCCCCGGUUGGGGUGCAGGCUCUCAUUAAGCAGGGAUUCAAUGUGGUGGUGGAAUCAGGUGCAGGAGAAUCCUCCAAAUUCUCAGAUGAACAUUACAUUCAAGCCGGGGCCACCAUCAAAGGGACCAAGGAUGUUCUGGCUUCCGACCUGGUAGUCAAGGUGAGGGCUCCUGUCUUCAACCCUGAACUUGGUGCCCAUGAGGUUGACCUUCUGAAGGAGUCUGCCACCCUGGUCAGCUUCAUCUACCCUGCACAGAACCCAGAGCUCAUUGAUAAACUUUCACAGCGCAAGACCAAUGUGCUAGCAAUGGAUCAAGUACCCAGAGUCACCAUCGCACAGGGAUAUGAUGCCCUCAGCUCUAUGGCCAACAUUGCAGGUUACAAAGCUGUUAUUUUGGCAGCUAAUCACUUUGGACGCUUUUUCACCGGUCAGAUUACAGCAGCUGGCAAAGUUCCCCCUGCUAAGGUUCUUAUUAUUGGAGGUGGUGUUGCUGGUUUGGCUUCAGCUGGUGCUGCCAAAGCCAUGGGUGCAAUUGUGAGAGGAUUCGAUACCAGAGCUGAUGCUUUGGAGCAGUUCAAGUCCCUGGGUGCAGAGCCACUGGCGGUGGAUAUAAAGGAGUCUGGGGAAGGUCAAGGGGGCUACGCUAAAGUAAUGUCCAAGGAGUUUAUUGAGGCAGAGAUGAAACUGUUUGCCAAACAAUGUCAGGAGGUGGACAUUGUAAUCAGCACAGCCCUCAUCCCAGGCAAGAAAGCCCCAAUUCUGUUCACUAGAGAGAUGAUCGAGAGUAUGAAGGACGGGUCAGUUGUGGUUGAUUUGGCUGCUGAGGCUGGAGGGAACUUUGAGACCACUGUACCUGGGGAGCUGACUGUGCACAAGGGGGUGACUCACAUUGGUUACACAGACCUCCCAAGUAGGAUGUCCUCUCAGGCCAGCGCUCUGUAUUCCAACAACAUCAUCAAGCUGCUGAGGGCGAUCAGCCCUGACAAGGACCAUUUCUACUACAACGUGAAGGAUGAAUUUGAUUUCGGUACCAUGGACCAUGUUGUUCGGGGUACAGUGGUAAUGAAGGAUGGGAAGUUCAUCUUCCCGGCUCCCCCUCCAAACAAUAUUCCUGUGGCUGCACCAGUGAAGCAGAAGUCUGUUCAAGAGCUGGCGGCUGAAAAGAAGGCCGCUGUUUCUCCUUUUGCACAGACCUUGACAAGUGCUGGCGUUUACACUGGAGGUAUUGCUACUUUAAUAGGAUUGGGCCUUGCUGCUCCUACUGCUGCCUUCACUCAAAUGGUGACAACCUUUGGUUUAGCUGGAAUUGUGGGCUACCACACAGUCUGGGGCGUCACUCCGGCCCUUCACUCUCCACUCAUGUCUGUUACCAAUGCCAUCUCGGGUUUGACAGCAGUUGGUGGGUUGUCUCUGAUGGGAGGGGGCCUGGCCCCCACUGCUACUGCAGAGGUACUGGCUGCAUUGGCAGCCUUCAUCUCCUCGGUCAACAUAGCCGGUGGCUUUCUUGUCACCAAGAAAAUGUUGGAUAUGUUCAGGCGUCCCACUGACCCCCCUGAGCACCACUACCUCUACCUCCUGCCUGCUGGGGUUUUCGUGGGAGGAUAUGCUGCUGCACUCAAUUGUGGUUACAAAAUUGAGGAGAUGAUGUACCUAGGCUCUGGCUUGUGCUGUGUAGGAGCCCUGGCUGGCCUCUCCACCCAGAAGACGUCCCGACUCGGCAAUGCCCUGGGCAUGAUGGGCGUUGCUGGUGGUCUGGCAGCCACCCUUGGAGCUCUGAAGCCUUCUCCUGAACUCCUGGCUCAGAUGAGUGGCGCCAUGGCAGUUGGUGGCACUUUGGGAUUGACUAUUGCAAAGCGAAUCCAGAUCUCGGACCUGCCUCAGCUGGUCGCUGCCUUCCACAGCUUGGUAGGGCUGGCUGCAGUCCUGACCUGCGUGGCAGAGUACAUGGUGGAAUACCCACAUUUCGCCACUGACCCGGCUGCCAACCUUACCAAAAUCGUGGCCUACUUGGGUACCUACAUCGGAGGAGUGACCUUCAGCGGCUCCCUCAUCGCUUAUGGGAAACUCCAGGGUGUCCUGAAUUCAUCACCUCUGAUGCUUCCCGGGCGUCACUUCUUGAAUGCUGGGCUGAUGGCAGCUAGUGUGGGUGGAAUGAUCCCUUACAUGAUGGAUCCCAGCUACACCACUGGUAUCACCUGCCUGGGCUCUGUGUCUGCACUGUCUGCCAUCAUGGGUGUUACUCUGACUGCGGCAAUUGGGGGUGCUGACAUGCCCGUGGUGAUCACAGUGUUGAACAGCUACUCGGGCUGGGCUCUGUGUGCAGAGGGAUUCCUGCUCAAUAACAACCUGCUCACCAUCGUCGGGGCCCUAAUCGGGUCUUCCGGAGCCAUCCUCUCCUACAUCAUGUGUGUGGCUAUGAACCGCUCUCUGGCUAAUGUAAUUCUUGGUGGCUACGGUACCUCUUCCACUGGCACUGGCAAGCCCAUGGAAAUCACUGGAACUCACACAGAGAUCAAUCUGGAUCAAACUGUUGAGAUGAUCAAAGAGGCCAACAACAUCAUCAUCACUCCAGGUUAUGGUCUGUGUGCAGCAAAAGCUCAGUACCCCAUCGCUGAAUUGGUAAAGAUGCUCCAAGAACAGGGCAAGAAAGUCCGGUUUGGGAUCCACCCAGUAGCCGGCCGAAUGCCUGGUCAGCUGAAUGUGCUGCUGGCUGAAGCUGGAGUUCCUUAUGACAUAGUGCUGGAAAUGGAUGAAAUCAAUGAAGACUUCCCAGAAACUGACCUGGUUAUGGUUAUUGGUGCAAAUGAUACUGUGAACUCAGCGGCCCAAGAGGACCCGAACUCCAUCAUUGCUGGAAUGCCGGUUCUGGAAGUCUGGAAGUCGAAACAGAUCAUUAUAAUGAAGAGGUCCCUGGGAGUAGGCUAUGCAGCUGUGGACAAUCCUAUCUUCUACAAGCCCAAUGCUGCAAUGCUGCUGGGUGACGCCAAGAAGACCUGCGAUGCUCUGCAGUCAAAAGUCCGGGAGUCGUAUCAGUGAAGAGGCAGAUAAACAGUCUGCAGCAAACGGCAGACAAAUCUCCUAAUUACCGAAAAUAUACAAUACAGACAGAUCUUGUAAUCAAAGGAUGGGUCCCCACAAAGGAUGGUUCCACACAUUAUGUUGGUGUCUUCCCAAUAGCUUUUAUUAGUAGUAGAUGAAAUGAAAUGUCGGACUGUCCAAUUUUAGUAUAAUGUGUGCAGUUUCCAGUGUGUUUUUUAAAUUGGAAUAUAAGAUUUUUCACAAACUGAAACUCCAUAUUUCUUAAGGUUGAAAAUGAUUCAAGAACGUUUUAUAUUAUUUAAUCCACCAGUAAAAUAUUUUUUUGAAAUAGAUUUCUGGACAGAUGACUUGCUUCUGUAGUGUAAGGGAUUCCAACGGAAAUAUUGAAUAAUUCUAGAGUUUGGUCUAUUUUCAAAUGUUGUAGGUUUUAGUUUCCAAAUCACCAUAAUGUAUUACAUGUAAUCAGAAUACAAGGGGAUUUGAUUUUUAUUUUUUUUACCAAAAAAAAAAUCACUAUUUUUCCUGACUUAAUUGUUAUUAUAAAGAAAACUCAAGAUUGCUGUGUUUUUUUUAUUUUAGUAUAUAUAGCUUUAGAUACUUUUGUAGUUUGCACCCGACAAAUGGAUGGUUUCGUCAGGAAACCUUUGUAUUGUUUUCAGUAUUGCUUUACUUAACAGCAGGAUGAAUUUUAAAAUUAAGUUGGUGAAACUGGCAUACAGUAAGCAAAAAAAUUCUACACAGUACAAUUAUAUAUCAAUUAAGAAGGCUCCAUAAAAGUGAAUGUAAAAUUCGGUAGUUUCUAACAUAUGGAAAUAUUUACUGAUUGUCUUUUUUAAAAAAAAAUUAUUGCAUCUUCUCUUACAAGCUUAAGUGAUACACUGGUACCAGUAGCCACAUACCCCAGUACUGUUGUGUUUUUCCAGCUAGUAUUAACUUAAAAAAAAUAAAUAACAAAUAAUUAAACUGGUGCAGCUUAGAAACCAGUCCAGUGGUGAAGCAUAUAAAUAUUGUAACAAUUAUUUAGUAUUAGAUAUACAGCUCAAUGGCCAUUGUAUCAAAUAUUAGUAACUCAGCACUUCAAUUGCAAAGCAUUAAAUGUUACCAAUUCAACACUUAAAUUGUAAACAGCUUUUAUUUCUUUUGUAACUUCUGUUUGUUUCCACUAUUGCUGGCACAAUCGGAUAUACCUUUUAACUCAUGCUUAAUAUAAAAAUAGCUUUAUAAAAAAUACAAUUAGUCUUGUAAUUUGGGAAUUCCUCUUGGGGAAUUAAAUGUUAAACUUCUAGGUCGUCUGUAAACUGACAGCAUCUUGACUUUAUUUAUAUAACUACCUUAAUGUGAUUAUAUGGGACUUGAUGUCAUGUAUUACAUUCAAGUACAGUUAGAAACAUUACCAUCACAACUUCCCUACCUCCAAAUCUGGUAACCAGACCAACUCGCACUAACUCCUACAGAUUUUGUGCAUACACUUGCUUGACUUGAAACAGAAUAGGAUAUUUUUGCUUGUGUAGAACACAAAGUGCUACUUAUUGGGAUGUCAAGGGUGCCAGAGAGCUAUUAUUCACUUUCAGAAACGGAGUGGCUGUGUUGGUUAAAAGGUGUCCUAUUUUUGUGCACCAUUGCAAAAAAAGUUUGGGAACAGUUGACGGCGUAGUUUACAAAGUAUUUAAAAAAGUUGCCCCUUCAAUUCCAGUAAAGGGAAGGGUCAAUAACUAAAAGGAACAAUGAAUUACUUGGGUAGGUGUAGUAUUUAGGUCUUACUGGCUGCAGUCAGUUUUCUAGUAUUUUCUUUUCUUCAUUUUCUGUGUCCGUUUUUAUUUAGAUUGUAAAUUCUUUUAAUACCAGCUCUGUAAACAUUUUGGAAGAAAAAAAAGACAUUAAAAUGAUGAAUUCAGCAUGCUGUGGAGAGUGUUGAACUGAUAUUAAUCUUCAGGCUGUGUUGUAUCAUGGAACAUCACAAACCUAAUAAAUGACCUGACAAGAA